AUGCUGGUCUGGGCAGUUCUUUGGCUUCCGUUAUGUCUUGCCUUGAGCCAAAGCAGUGAAGAGAGCUGCCCUUUGGCCGAUGGCUCUUGUCAGCCUGCCAAAUCAAGUAGUUCAGUGCUCCCAACAUGUGAAGAAGAUAUUGAGCUCAAGGACUUGGUCGAGAAGUCCAAGUUGCUUUGCAAUCCUCGGCACGUGCCAGAGAACCUGCGAGCACCCAAGAAGAUCUCGGGCCUCUACUGGUUGAAAGGGCUUCCUUUGCCUGAUGUGGCGGCCUGCUUCAGUACGGGUGAAUGGAAUCAGGACACCUUGACGCUAAAGCUUACAACUUGGCGGGACUUUUACUUUAAGAAUGACUUUGCUGGACGAAGCCUGGCUGGAGCUCUCUAUGAAGCUUCGUUUGCAUAUUUGGUGAAGUUCAAGGAUGAUACACUCUCAGAGGCGGACAUUACUCCCACCAGCUCCUCACGUUUGUGGUCACCUCUGACGACCGCGUUUGGAGCGAUCAGCUCUUUUCCCUUGAUCGAAGUCACUGGGGUCACUCCUGGCACGCGCUUCGCACGGCCUUCCUACUUCGGCAUUGCCGACUUCAAAGUCUUGACCAAUGAGUAUGAAGCAUGGAAAAUCUUGGAUGCGGACCUUCAUCCUGUAACUGAAAAUAUCCAAAUGAUGAUGAAGCUGUUACCGCGGAAAAUCGGUGACAAGCACAUCGUGAAGUUUUCGGAGGGCCCCUGCUCUGCGGACGUAAAAUCGGAUAAUCGACGUGGAGACCAGAGCUGCGCCGGCCUCUUCGUGGAACUCGUGAAGCAACCUCAAUUGGGCCUUGUGCACCAGGAGUUGGAGAAGGAGAUCAAGCUGGCGCAUGUGUCCUCGAAAGGCUGCCAUGCAGAGUAUAGCCUCAUUUGCCAGAAUGGCAUUUAUGAGAUCAAGGAGUCACACCUUUGUACCACUGGGCAUUUUACCGGUCCUGGUCAAGGGACAGUGGAAGGAAGUUGGGAAGUCUGUGCAUCUGCCGAUUUCUCCUUGAGUCUUCUGACGCCUGUGCUGGAUCUCACUUGGGAUGUGGAAAUCCCUCCGCACACGCCCGUGGAAGGCUGUCUUCGCGUGUCCUUGCCGGAAGAGCAUCCUGAGCUGGAGAAGGUCCGCGGUACCAUGGAGCAGCAGAAGCAGGUACUCAUUGCUAAGAAGAAGGAGGUGGGCGGUUGUCCAACCUUCCGGACGGCGGGGGACCGCCUGGCGCGCGCGGGGGACUUCGAAGGAAGUGGAUUGACCGGUGUCUUCUCGAGGCAGUACUUGAAGCUUUUGCAGAAGGAGCUUUCCAGUCGAGCACAGGUCUGGGCUCAUGCUCCACCUGGGAAGAAUCAAGAGUCCUUCAUCGACUCCACGAUCCAUGUGGCCUCCCUCUCGACCUUUUUGCCUUACUUUGCGAACCGCACCACUGCGUUCACCACCUGUGCUGCAUUGAACUGUGGAGAGCCAGUGCCCUUCAUCGACGGUCCCAUGCGUUUCCACUACGAGGAAGUGGCCAGUGCCCAAGCAAAUCCCAAGCAAAAACGGGUCUUUUCCUUGGCGUCCACCACGCCCACCGAAGAGUGCCAUGCUCGUUCAUUGCCAUUGUUCUACAGUAGUGGAUCCCCAGAACACACGCAGUGGCGACAGCUGUUGGAUGCUGCCGGCUUUGAAGAGAUGCACAAGAAGGAGUUGACCACCGCUGCAUCCCUGCUGGAUGCCGCGUGGCUGGAGAAACUGCGCCGUGCCAUUGGCAUGCAAUCAGUGCUGCCGGCGCCUACCGAGUUGGAAGUGGGACGGAUCGUUAUCCCCUUGGUCUUUGAGGCCAUUUGGGGCAAGAAGAUGUCCGCCUCAGAAGUCUAUCAAAUCUUGCCCUACCUGGAGUUAGGGAAGAUGUGCAUCUUGGGCAAGCGUGGGAAGCACGUGGGGGUGGUGCAACCCAGAGCGCUCAAAGCCAUCAAGAACGUGGCCAUUGCCUUUGCACGGGACUCUCCAACAGCGCAGAAGCUCUACAAGUUGAUUCAAGAGCCCAAGUUCGCUACACUGAAGCACUUACUGGAGACCGACAUGACGGAAGAGACCUUGAAUGACAAGCUGGUGCGAGACAUUAUCCAUGCCUCGCUCUUUGCUGGCGUUCUGGGAACCAGCGACAUGACGACGAAGUGCGUGCAAUCUCAGUUCAAGGAUGGAAAUCAUGUAAUGAUGUUCCGAAAAGAUGCAGGGGCCUAUUUACAUGAGCUGAUGCGACUGGAUGGAGCGGUUCAGCAAUUCACCACUGCCCUCGACAGCGACCAGACCAUCGUCCUUGAGGGACAUAAGGUGGCAUUUCCCAAAGAUCAGGCUGUGAACAUGGUCAUGAACACCGCCAAUCGAGAUCCGAGCAAGUUCCCGGAUCCCGACGUGUUUGAUCCUGACAGAGCCAACCUUGAUGAGAUGCUGACCUGGAAUGGACAAUUGAAGCACGUGAUGGCUCGCAACUACAGUGGUGCCCCACGCUUCUGUCCUGGAUAUCACUUGUCCAUGAAGGUGGCCAAAGAGGUUUGCGCGCAGAUGACGAAGGAUUUGAACCAGUGGGGUGGUUUCAGCCGCGAACACGCGAAGAUUGAAGGCCUGGUGAAGAUCAAGACCCCUGGCUACUUUGGAAAACAUGCGUCCGUCGCCUAUUUCGACUUUAGCAAAGACAAGUAUUGCCUCACCGAGAAGUACCACCAUGAUACCUACAUUGGAUGUUUUCCCGACGAGGAGCUGGAAGUGGUCGAUCCCAAUGGUGGCCGUCCCAAGACCCUGGAGGAAGAGUACAAUAUGUGCCCAAAGAUGGUUCCAGCCAUGAUGCAGAUGCUCCUACGCGUGCUGGCACGACAAGAGGAAGCCCAUUCCACCGUCGGCUGGAUGAUUGAUCGAUUGCUGGGCAAGAAGGCCGACAGUGAAGACUUUCAUCCAGAUUGGGCGGAUGAUUUUGUGGUGGGUUUGUAUGCAGGCAUCAACCUCGUCAGCAUGCCGAUGUACUCCUCGCGGCACGCGAACUCCGUCUUCGUGCCGCGCCGCAAGGGCACCGUGGAGGUCUUCCAAGUGGGCAGCGUCGUGGCGCCCGACGUGGACAUCGACAAUCCCAAGUUCGUGCCGGUGGAGUGGUAUAUCCCACAACCGCUUUUGGACCUUGGAAUGGUGCCAGCGAUGACAUGUUUCCACGGAUUCCUGCGGCAGUUGCCUUGGGAUGACAUGUUGGAUGGUGAGCGAAAUACUUGGGACUUGGUCAUGAACCUCAGCAAGUUCUCUCACCGAAGGAAGGAGGAUUGGGUCAUGAGUUUCUACAAAGGCUACAAGAGCCAAGAUGGUGUGGAAAACUGGCCGAGCAUGGAGGUGAACUUCGCCAAGAUGUAUUGGAAGCAAGAUGAGUGGGACGACGGCUUGGAAAAAGCCAUUGCCUUCGGUUUGAUCGCUUCUCACCGUCUGGAAGAACUGGAUCCUCCAGUGAACUUUGGCGGCGACUCAAUGCGUAUCACGCGCUGGAGGUGCUCGUUGAUUACGAUCAUCACCUUGACCGAUCAUCUUCACUACACCCACUUCCGCGCCGGCAACGUCUUGGCCACGGCGGUGCGCAAGACCCUGUCGCCCAAUCAUCCCUUGCGGCGCCUGCUCUCGGUCUUUACCUUCGGAACCAUCUUCGUGAACCUCCAGGCGAUGCACACCUUGAUUGGUCCUCGACACGUCUUGCACCGAUCAACACCCUUUGUCCAGUUCGAAGACUUAAGCGAUGCAGUGCCACAGCAUCUCUUGCCUUUGACCCAAAAGCACCAAGCUCUCUUAAAGGAGGAGGAGUGGAAGAAGUUGCCUCCCAAAGUGCGCUCCACGCCCUACUUCUCCGAUGGAAAGCUUCUCUUCGACGCCGAACGGAAGCUGCUGAAGGAGUUCAGGGAGCUCUACGGCUAUGGCGCUAUGGGGUUUUGCAGCAAGGAGGACCAGAUCGUGGGGCCCGAGGCACAAGGCUUCGUGUCGGAGCUCAUCGCGGAGAAUGCCCACUCGCAUUAUGCCAGCGCGCUCCACCAGAACGUCACCUGCACCGAGUUUUUCGAGGAGAUCCUCAUGGCCUACAUUUGGACGGUCACGGGAUGGCAUCGACAUGUCGGAACGGUCGGCGACUACUAUCGCGAUCCCGAGUUGGCCUCCUUCAGCUGGGUGGAAGGGGAACGAUCCGCCAGGCCGUUGCAACACAUGCAGAUGACGACGGUGGCCGUUUUUACCUCAUCUUUGCAGCCAAAGAUCAUCGAAGACUACAGUCACGUCUUUCAAGGAGUUCACAAGGAGGCACAGAUGCUCCAGAUCUUAGAUCGCUUUCGGGCGGAGCUCCAUCGCGUCUCUGCAGAGAUUCAGCGGAGGAACCAGAAGCGACUGCACGAUCCAGACAUGGGCUUUGAAAAUGUGCACGCAGAUCCCAAGAUCGUCAUCGGAUUGCCUUACUACGCCUUCUACCUCCUUCCAGCCAGAUUCUGGGAGCUCGCCGCCGGAGUCAUCCUGUUCCUUUUUUGCGCCAAGAAGGACACGGUGAUCUCUGACAUGUUGAGACGUCAGCCAACACUUUUGCUUCUUUUGCAGUCGUGGACAGCUUUGCUGUUCUUGGUGGCCUUUCUGGUGAAGUUCGAAGAGAAGAGCUUCCCACUGCCUGGAGCUUUGAUGCCUGUGAUCGGAACCGUGUGCUUUAUCCUGUGUGGCUUCGCACCCUUCUCGCUGCUCAACAAACUGCUUAGUGUUGGUCCCAUGGUCUUCAUUGGACGGAUAUCUUACUGCAUUUACCUGUGGCACGUUCCGGUCCUCUCGCUGUGCCGCUGGCUCACGCUUGGAAGUGAAAUGCCCAUGGCACUGCGACUCUUCACCUUGCUUCCAACGUCACUUCUAGCGAUUGCCACGCACUUCUUCGUGGAGGCACCACUGAGAAAGCUGCAAAUGUCCUCCAGAUGGGCACUGAUCACCAGCUUCAUCGCAAGCAUUGGAGCCGCGCUCUUCUUGGUCUUGCUCUUGGUGAUUCGACACUCCCUGGGCGACAGCUACUUUUUGUGGCUGGCGUGUGUUGCCUUGAUGUCCUUGUUGGUGAUCUUCGUGCUCUUCUCCUGCCAAACGGAGGAGCGGCCAGGGUCGCGUAACCUUUUCAUGUUCAUUUGCAUCCUGGUUUGCGCUGCCUUCGGUUUGACGUACAACAUUUACCACGACAAUGCUGGACUGCACUCUGCACAGCAGGUCAUGGUGAAUCCACGUGCUGAAGCUGAGCGAAGUGUUGCACCUGCUGCCGUGCAAUCUUCAUGUACAGUGUGCAGCUGCGCGAGCGAGACCUUGACCUAUCACUUGCCGCCCGAGAGCUGCACGCCACACGCGUGGAGUUGUGACCGACCACAGGUGCCAUGCUUUCAAGGAACGCCUCUGGCCGAAAGCGACUUCCAGCCGCACGUGCCUUGGGGUCAUGAGAAUUGCCUGGGCGCCGCCAUGUCCGAAGACGAGAUCUUGGCUCGGUGCUUGGUGCCCGAGCAAAAGCGAACCAUAUGGCUGAUUGGUGAUUCCCAUUCCUUCGCACUGGUACCUUGCAUCUCGAUGACUGCAGAUGCACUUGGCAUUCCUGUUCACAACUACAGUUGGCCAGCGCAUCAUGCGUGCGAUAUGGAUUGGUCCAAGAUCUUCAAUGUCUUGGAAGUGAGGGUGAACCCAGGAGACAUCGUAGCUUUUUCCACUUGCUUCUAUUGCAUGGAGUGGUGUUUGCCACACUUUGAAGAGCUGAUCCAACGCUUGGUGGCCUUUGUGGGAGUGAAGAAUGCCAAGCUGUUGAUCUUCAAAGAUGUGCCACUCUUGAACCACAACUCCGUGAAUUGUGCGAACUCGAACCCGGCGGCGCCCACGGAGUGCUCCAUCAGCGCGGAACAGGCCACCGUGGACGUGAAGGAAGCGGACGAUAUGCUCGCAGCGUACUCCAAAGACUUUGGCAUGAUCGACCUCUUCUCGCCGAUGUGCAUGGAGGGCCGCUGCGACAUCUUUGUACCUGGCACCUCGGCGGUGGCUUACGUGGAUAAGACCCACAUCAAUCUGAAUGGUUGUCAUUACUUGGCUCCGUUUAUUUGCUCUGGUAUGCGCUCGCUCGGAUACAUUUGA
Messenger RNA from Durusdinium trenchii, 6138 nucleotides. The record is from the annotation of a GenBank genome assembly. NCBI's taxonomy places the organism in Eukaryota, Dinophyceae, Suessiales, Symbiodiniaceae.